UUAGUAACAAAAGAAAGGUAUAAAAGUAAAGAAUUUUCCAAAAAUGAGCCAUUGAAUUCAAUUCAGUUAACAUGAAGUACUUCUUGUUGAUUUCUCUGUUUGCUGUGGCAGCUACUGCCUCCGUUAUCCCUGAAGAGGAACGUAUUAAUGGGGAAAACGGUUGGUAUGUGCCCCGUCUUGAUGACUCCUUUGUAUGGGUGGAUAUGGAUGAAGCUGAAGCCUAUCUCGAAAAUAUGCAAGUAAUGGAAGGCCGUUUAUCCACAAAUCCCGUUACCUUCUACUUGUACACCAAGUCCAAUCCCACAGAAGGACAAGAAAUUACUGCCUCCAAAAAAACCAUUGGUGUCUCCAACUUCAAUGCCAAAAACCCCACUCGUAUUGCCAUUCACGGCUGGUCCUCGGGCAAGGAUGAAUUCAUUAACUCUGGUGUGCGUGAGGCUUGGUUGUCCCAAGGCGAAUACAAUUUCAUUUUUGUAGACUGGGGCCGUGCCCGUUCUGUGGAUUAUGCUUCCUCGGUUUUGGCUGUUCCCGGUGUGGGUGUUAAGGUAGCCGCUUUGGUUGACUUCUUGGUCAAGAAUUACGGUUUGAAAUUGGACACUUUGGAAAUUAUUGGUCACAGUUUGGGUGCUCAUGUUGCCGGCUACACUGGCAAGAACAUUAAAUCGGGUAAGGCUCACACCAUUGUCGGUUUGGACCCUGCCCUUCCCCUGUUCAACUAUGACAAACCCGACAAACGCUUGUCCAGCACUGAUGCCAACUACGUUGAAUCUAUCCAAACCAAUGGUGGUAAAUUGGGUUUCCUGAAACCCAUUGGCAAGGGCGCUUUCUAUCCUAAUGGUGGCAAAUCUCAACCCGGUUGCGGUGCUGAUCUUACUGGCUCCUGCUCUCACAGCCGUUCCAUUAUCUACUAUGCCGAAGCUGUUGAAAAGGACGACUUCUCCACCAUCAAGUGCACCAACUACGAAGCUGCCGUUUCCAAGAAAUGUGGCUCCACUUACAGCUCCAUUCGCAUGGGUGCCGUCAUCAAUGCCUACAUGGUGGCUGGUGAUUUCUAUGUACCUGUCAACAAAGAUGCUCCCUAUGGCAAGUUAGCUUAAGUUGUUUUGUUGUUUUAAACAUACUACCAAUAAAUAUGAUAU
Calliphora vicina (urban bluebottle blowfly) is the source of this 1139-nucleotide messenger RNA. Its product is annotated as phospholipase A1-like. The record is from RefSeq and is a predicted model, not a curated record. Gene Ontology annotation, molecular function: lipase activity. Gene Ontology annotation, biological process: lipid catabolic process. NCBI's taxonomy places the organism in Eukaryota, Metazoa, Arthropoda, Insecta, Diptera, Calliphoridae. The transcript has 2 exons. The coding region runs from base 72 to 1097 and encodes 341 amino acids.